UAUAUAUGUGUGUGUAAAUAGCGUGUUCACGAUGGCCCUCACAAUUCAAGACAUCAGGGUAAAGGACAUUGAAAAACGGAAACUUCCAUCCAAGCACUAUGCGUACAUUAUCGAGGUCGAAUGGAGUAACAAUACCAAAUCGAUGAUAGGUAGACAAUACAGUGCGUUCUUCGAUUUUCAAAUGUCACUUUUGGAGUUAUUUCCGGUAGAGGCAGGCCAGAGAGAUCCCAGACAACGUCAGAUUCCAUUCCUACCUGGCAAAUUAUUAUUUCGACGUUCGAACACCAGAGAAGUUGCAUUGAAGAGGCUCAGACCCAUUGCAGAAUAUUGUAUUGGAAUUUCAAAACUGCCCAAACACAUUUCUGAAAGCGAAGUUGUAGUGGAGUUCUUCACACCAACCGAAGAAGACAAAUCCACUAUAAGAAGAACAAGUGUUUCACCAGAGAAACAGUCAGGCGUGAAGACAGCAAAUGAAAUCACCGGACCUGUAACUUUUGACAAAUAUAUUGCAAUCGCUGAAUACACAAAAGAAAACAAGAAAGAACUAAGCUUGAAAGAAGGACAAGUUGUCGAAGUUGUGGAAAAACACGAAAAUGGAUGGUGGUUAGCAGCAAACGAGGAAGGCAUGAGCGGUUGGGUUCCUGGAGUUUAUCUGGAAUCAUUAUACGGAGAGACGGCGGUUCAAUCAAGCAAGAGAUUGAAACCAGGAUCAGGUGAGAUGUAUGAAGCCAUCACAGAUUUCAAAGCAAGUAGUUCUGAUGAAAUGAGUUUCAACUACAGUGACGUCGUUGAGGUUCUAGAGAAAAAUUUAGAAGGAUGGUGGUAUGCGAGGCGGGACGAUGCAGAGGGAUGGGUUCCAGCAACAUAUCUUGAAAAAUCCAAUGCAACAACAACAACGAAAUAUACACCUACUCGUGUGAGACCAGGUUUUGAUGCAAAAGCUAAGUGGCGAAAAAGCAUCGAGAAAGCGAAAAAACCUCCUCCAAAAAGACAAACAGUCAGGAGAACGCUGACACAAGCAGCCGCAGCAAGAGUGCAGAACGAUUUUACCGCAAAGAUGAUAAAACAAGAAUCUAUAAUAGAAGAAGAUGAUGAAGAAGAAUUUGCUGGAAUUUAUAAAACAAUCGCAUCGUUUGAUUCAACAAUUCCAGAUGGGAUCAGUUUUGAUAAAGAACAAACAGUUUAUGUAACGCAGAAAUCUUGAGCUGGUUGGUGGUACGGUAGAAUUGGAGACGAACGAGGCUGGGUUCCAGAAACUUAUCUCAUCCAGAAAACACCAGAACAAAGCCCUAAGCCUCGGCCACCGAGGCCUCCCGCGCCAAAAGCUGGAAACGGCUCAAAAAAUGGAAGCGGUCAGAAAUCAACCACAAAACCUAACGGAAAACUUAUCCCUCUUACAAAGUUUGAAGACGUUGUGAGCGAAGUCUUUAGCAAAGCAGAAUGGAAAAGAAAAGAAUCGCCUCUACCACCAAAACCUACGUCACCGAGAAAUAGUCCGUUGCCAGAACCAAAAAAAAUAGAUCUGAGUGUCUACGACUGGUACAGAGAUGUAUCAAGACAGGAGGCGGAAGGUGCGCUGGUUUGCGAAGGACAGGAAGGAUAUUUCAUUAUACGGCCAAGCCAACGUGGAGCUACUCAAGGAAAGCCUUAUUCACUUACACUAUUUCAUCAAGGAAUAGUUUGGAAUUUUCACAUUAGAUUUCGCGCAGAUCAAAAGUAUGCUCUCGGCGUUUACAAAGAUUCAGAACCUUGUUUUUCUCGGUUGCCAGAUUUAGUUGAAUAUUAUCAACAGAAUCCAAUGUUAAUCGGAGAGGAAGAACGAAAAGUGAAACUCGUUGAUACUCCACAAGAACUUUAUGCUAUCUGUUAAAUGCGAAGUUGUUUCAAACAAAAGUAACUAGAUAUACUUUCACUCUCUCUCUCUCCUUCGAUCUAUCUCUCGCUCUCUCACUCACACCCUUUCUUAACCUAUCUAUUUUAUAUCCGCACAUCUUUUACUUUAUUGCAUGUAUAUCAUGAACGUUGGACGCCGAUAUUUGAUUUACAUUAUCGUUAUUUCGAAUCGUGUCUGUUUUUAUACUUGUGAACUGCUCGUACGUUUUGGAUGAAUUUAAUUGCUAUUAAACGUCAAUAAAAUAAUUAUCAACCUG
Molecule: messenger RNA, 2150 nt
Organism: Styela clava
Lineage: Eukaryota; Metazoa; Chordata; Ascidiacea; Stolidobranchia; Styelidae
Product: SH3 and PX domain-containing protein 2B-like
Biological process (GO): superoxide anion generation
Cellular component (GO): cytoplasm
Molecular function (GO): superoxide-generating NADPH oxidase activator activity; phosphatidylinositol binding; protein binding
Source: RefSeq, a predicted model, not a curated record